GGCGGGGCGCGAGGCGGAAGCGGCCCCGGGAAGUUUCACUUCUGCUCGGCCGCAGCGCCGCUGGCUUGCUCGCUCGCUUUCUCUCUCUGUUGGGCGCUGCAGCACCGGCAGGUGUACCCCUCGGAGGAGGAGUUCCAGCGCCGGUUCCAGAUCUUCCUUCGCAACAAGCAGCAGAUUGACAAGCACAACGCUGGCAACCACACCUUCCGAAUGGGCUUGAACCGGUUCUCAGACAUGACCUUCCCCGAGUUCAGGAAGAAGUAUCUCUGGCAAGAACCCCAGAAUUGCUCUGCUACCAAAGGCAACUUUGCAAGGAGUGCUGGAUCCUAUCCAAGCGCCAUUGACUGGAGGAAGAAAGGGAAGUAUGUGAGCCCUGUGAAAGACCAGGGUCCCUGUGGCAGCUGCUGGACAUUUUCCACCACUGGCUGCUUGGAGUCAGCCAUUGCCAUAAAAACUGGGAAACUCCUGAAUUUGGCGGAGCAGCAACUGGUUGACUGUGCUCAAAACUUCAACAACCAUGGGUGUAGUGGGGGGCUCCCCAGCCAGGCUUUUGAAUAUAUCCUGUACAACAAAGGGCUCAUGGAUGAAGAGGCGUACCCUUAUCGGGCCAAGAAUGGCACCUGCAAAUUCCAGCCCCAGAAGGCUGUUGCAUUCAUCCAAAAUGUGGUCAACAUUUCACUGUAUGAUGAGCAAGGCAUGGUGGAAGCAGUGGGGAUGUACAACCCGGUGAGCUUUGCCUUUGAAGUGAAAGAUGACUUCAUGUUCUAUCAGCAGGGGAUUUACACCAGGUGAGUCCCUGUUGGCACCCCAUAGGU
This is a messenger RNA of Python bivittatus (Burmese python), 815 nucleotides long. Lineage: Eukaryota; Metazoa; Chordata; Lepidosauria; Squamata; Pythonidae. The record is from RefSeq and is a predicted model, not a curated record.